Messenger RNA from Morus notabilis, 1613 nucleotides. RefSeq lists its product as uncharacterized. NCBI's taxonomy places the organism in Eukaryota, Viridiplantae, Streptophyta, Magnoliopsida, Rosales, Moraceae. The transcript has 3 exons. The record is from RefSeq and is a predicted model, not a curated record. Gene Ontology annotation, molecular function: acetylglucosaminyltransferase activity. The coding region runs from base 26 to 1456 and encodes 476 amino acids.
ACACAACCUCCAAAAAAACAAAAAAAUGCAGUACUUAUCUCAGUCACAAUCCAAAGUAUCAAACUAUUAUUCUCGCUUGACAAGCCUUCUGAUCAUAUCAUCAUGUGUGUGCACACUCUAUUUGCUCAUCGCUCUUCUUCUUGCGCGUUCCAAGCUUUUGGAGACGUAUUCAUCAACUCAAGAACAUAUGUAUGAACCGACUUCUUUGGAACACAUUGUGUUUGGAAUUGCUUCCACAAAGGAUUCUUGGCUGAAGAGAAAGGACUAUGUUAAGAUGUGGUGGAAGCCGGCUCAGAUGAGGGGUUGCGUUUUCCUUGAACAAGGCCUGCCAAAUGAACAUCAAAAUCUCUCCAAGGACACUUCUCUUCCUCCCGUGUGCAUAUCCGAGGACACUUCGUGGUUUCGCUACACUUACAGGGGCGGUUUCCGGUCAUUAAUACGCGUGGCAAGGGUUGUUUCGGAGACGGUGGCGCUCAAUCACUCGGACGUGAGGUGGUUUGUGUUUGGGGACGAUGACACUGUUUUCUUCCCUGAGAAUUUGGUCAAGACUCUCUCCAAGUAUGAUCAUGGGCUUUGGUACUACAUAGGGACAAACUCAGAACUCUAUGAGGCUAACAGGUAUUUCGGGUUUGGGAUGGCUUUCCAAGGGGCGGGUUUCGCCAUAACUUACCCUCUAGCUAGAGUUUUGGCUAAAGUUUUAGAUUCAUGUCUUGAGAGAUAUCCACAUCUCUAUGGGAGUGAUUCUAGAAUUUACUCUUGCUUGGCAGAGCUUGGUGUUGGAUUAACUCUUGAGCCCGGUUUCCAUCAGUUGGAUAUUCGCGGAGAUGUGUUUGGUUUAUUGGCUUCACAUCCAGUUAGGCCUUUGGUAUCACUGCAUCACUUGGACCACACAGAUCCAAUCUUCCCAAACAUGACAGCUUCUAAAGCUCUACAACACUUUUUCAAAGCUGCAAAUGUUGAUCCACAGAGGCUUUUACAGCAGACCAUUUGUUAUGACAGAUGGUUUUCAUGGACAAUUGUAGUGUCAUGGGGUUAUGCUGUUCAAAUCUAUGGAAACCAUGUGUUUUUACCAGAUGUUCUUCAUGUGCCAGAGACAUUCAAGGGAUGGAGAAAUUCAGGAAACCUGUCAGGACUUUAUACUCUCACCACCAAAGAACUUCACCCGGACCGCUGCCGGCGGCCCACUGUUUUCUUUCUGGACAAUGUGGCCUCUGCUGGAUGGAAUGGAAUCAAGACCACCUACCAAAAAUCAUACGUCAAUUGUUCUUACGACUCGGAUUCGCCAAGAAAACUUGAUGAGAUCAGAGUGUUUUCGCAUAAGCUGGAACUUGACAUCAAGCAGUUGCAGGCUCCGAGAAGGCAAUGUUGUGAUGUGUUAACUUCUUCUUCUAGUAAAGUAAUGGACAUUGCAAUUCGAGAAUGCAAGGAAGAAGAGUUGAUACGCAUUCAUCCAUAAAAAAAAGUGGUGACAAGAUGGAGUUGUUAGGCUAAUGCUUACAAGGAAUAAAGAGAAUGAUUGAUAUUGGGAAAAGUUAUUAGUCCAAGUCUUGGAAAUCAAGUUAAUUUUUUUUUAAUUUUUUUUUCUUUGGAGAGCUCAAAAACUUGAGAAAUCU